UUUUAUUUUUAAAAGUCCUGUGAGAACUUGAGAAGACGGGGCUUAUGGACUGUAUAGUAACUGAAGAGUUAUUAUUCAAAGAGUCAGCAAACAAAGGCCACUAAAAGAGAUAGCUUUGCUUAUCAUUUCUUUGAACUGCGGUUGCUAAACUCCCUUUUUUGGUGACAGCAAAUCUGUAAGUUGCAGGAAGUACGAGGGUGCCUUGAAGGCAGCACGAGUCCACAUAAUACUGCUCUUCAGCUGCAGGAACAGCGGGCUAGCAUGCAGAGCCCUUCCGGAGGCGGAUAAUCCUCAUCUCUACACGAAGUACUAAUGCAAUCAGGAAGGAAUUGCUAUUACUGACCUGAAGGGAAACACGUUUUGGAAGCAAAUCGCAAGUAACGACCAAGUAGUCCACAAUUAGGAAAAUCUUGGACGGACAGAGAGAUGGAUAAUUGCGUCUCACAUUUUUUUGUAUUGUGUUAAUAGCAAAAUCUGACAUUGAUAAGCCGAUCUGCUCCUGUAUAAUGUGACAGCUGCUGUCGCAUUUCAUCUACUUUGGAGAAACUACGGAAAAAAAACAAUCCUGUUUGCAUUCACCCGGCAUUUCAGCACCAUGGUGACAUACAAUCUGGCAUUAACUUUUAUUAUUGCGGCACUUUGGCGGGUGAGCUGCAUGCCACAAACUCUUUCUUCAGCCACGACGCAGCUGAAUUCAACAUCAUCAUCCAUCACCAGCGAAGAUGAACUGAGAAAUAAUGUGACAGAUGCUGCCGUUGGAUCCCGCAUUUCAUCUCUAAUGACGCAUCUCCCAACUCUGAAAAACAUUGUUAUUUUCAUCUGCGUGUUAACAGCUGCUCUCAUCACAUGCCUGGUCAUCAAAGUGGUCAGAUCUGGGAGGCGAAUCAGAAAAAAAACACGGAAAUAUGACAUUAUAACAACACCUGCAGAGCGCGUGGAGAUGGCCCCGCUUAAUGAGGAGAACGAUGAUGACGAUGACUCAACUCUCUUUGAUGUCAAGUACAGGUGA
Scatophagus argus is the source of this 1009-nucleotide messenger RNA. RefSeq names its product family with sequence similarity 174 member B (gene fam174b). NCBI's taxonomy places the organism in Eukaryota, Metazoa, Chordata, Actinopteri, Scatophagidae. The record is from RefSeq and is a predicted model, not a curated record.